AUGCCGCUCUCACAAGCAGACUCCAACACUCUGGUGUGCCUAGGCCUGGCCCUUCCCCACUUCCUCUACGCCUACAUCUGGUUCUUCCCGCAGCAAUGGAUGGCCGCUUUCAAAAAGCGCAGCGUGGAGGUCUUUGAGACAUUGGCCUGGGCCCUGAAGGGGGUGCAGUUCCUGUCGGUGGCCUACUGGUGGCUGCUGCGCAAGCCCGCCGGCGUGGACGUUACGGCGGUGCCGCCGCUGGCCUGGCCCCUGGGCAUCGCGCUGUUUGCCUUUGGCCAGUGGCUCAACGUGGGCAUCUUCCAGGCCAUCGGCCACCCGGGGGUGUACUACGGCUUCAAGCUGGGCCACACCAUCCCCUGGGCCUCUGGCUUCCCCUUCAACGUCGUCUCCCACCCGCAGUAUGUGGGCAGCGUGGCAUCCAUCCUGGGAGCCGCGGUGCUGGUGUGGAGCCAGGCGCCCGCCGGCCUGGGCCUGCUGGUGUGCUACUGGACGCUGCUGUAUGUGGCCACAGCCUUCCAGGAAGACAAGCUGCACGUGGACUGA
This is a messenger RNA of Chlorella variabilis, 543 nucleotides long. RefSeq lists its product as hypothetical. The coding region runs from base 1 to 543 and encodes 180 amino acids. Gene Ontology annotation, biological process: phosphatidylcholine biosynthetic process. The record is from RefSeq and is a predicted model, not a curated record. NCBI's taxonomy places the organism in Eukaryota, Viridiplantae, Chlorophyta, Trebouxiophyceae, Chlorellales, Chlorellaceae. Gene Ontology annotation, molecular function: oxidoreductase activity, acting on the CH-CH group of donors; S-adenosylmethionine-dependent methyltransferase activity. The transcript is spliced from 4 exons.